Molecule: messenger RNA, 7062 nt
Organism: Belonocnema kinseyi
Lineage: Eukaryota; Metazoa; Arthropoda; Insecta; Hymenoptera; Cynipidae
Product: transcriptional-regulating factor 1
Exons: 19
Coding region: 1214-5848 (1544 amino acids)
Biological process (GO): regulation of transcription by RNA polymerase II; negative regulation of DNA-templated transcription
Cellular component (GO): histone deacetylase complex; transcription regulator complex
Molecular function (GO): transcription corepressor activity
Source: RefSeq, a predicted model, not a curated record
CUCUCCACUCGUGCCACGAAGCUCGUCCGGGAUGCUUCAGUACUCGGCGAUGAGGCAGUGCAUUUUCGGCCCGACAAGAAGCUGAAAGAAUGCGCGGCCUUCGCGUGACGGGAAGUCACCCUGUCGCGUGCCGCGAUCCUAGGCGGAAGUGCGACUAACAGGUUGUUGAUUCGUCAACCGGAAGUCGACCGAGUUACCCAGUGCGUUGUUUAUACUGUGUUGUGUCAUCAUGCUUCAUAAGUAUCGGUGUGUCUUCGGCAAAUCAGUGUCAUCAAUGUGCUUCUUCAAAUCGGUGUGCUUCUUUCUAGUCAGUGGUCAUCCCUGAAGUAAACACAGCUAAAGAAAACCCGGAAUUCAAGAUCAACUACCAGUAAUGAUUAGAUUUAACUGCCUUUAAAGAUUCCCUCAGUCUUUCAGUUGCCUGUUCUGCAAGAUAAGCAAUCUACAGGAGUAGUAUAAUCUACUUGUUCACCAGUUCCAGCUCAAAUCCUCUAGAAAUCCGUUAGUUUAUCCAAUCUUAAAGUUGGACCUCAGGAGAUACCAUACUUUAAGGAGAAAAUUGGGGAUAUUGCACUGAUUCUAAAGAAGGUUUUGAUGCAGAAACAGGGAUGUUUGCUUUCCCAGAUCAGAAGACGACCCAUGGUGUCUGGAAGUCGCUACUCAUUUUCGAUGAUCGUUCCUAGGCUGGUUGGUCGCAUAAUGGACAAACGGAUUGGAAAGUGCGGUACGGUUUGUUUUAUCUAGACUAUCCUCGAUAAGUGUUCGUUUAUGAAGAACCUAGUCCUCUUGAAAUGUCAGAGACUCUUGGCGCCCAAGACUUCGGACGUCCCGCGACGGCAACCGAUACCAAAAAUACUGGCGCGUGUGAAUCUGACCUAAGGUCAAGCAGCGUCAGAAUAGAUGAUAAGUUAAGCUUUUAAGUUUCAAGUGUUUAGUAGCUCUUCAGGUGAAGUACCAAAGAAACGGACCCGCGAGGAGCGGGUAGAUUGAAAGUGUCUCAAGAGUCGACAUAUCCGUGUUACGUAGGGUGCAGUGUUCACUGACGCGAGUGUGAAAUUGUUGUUGAUGUAAUAGUUGGCGUGUUCAUUGCGUAGUGUCGUGCUAUAUCACUGGAAACAUUAGUGUCCCACAGGAAAAUGAAGAGGUCCUCUUCCUUCUUCAUGCCAAGAGUGACAAUGGGCUAGUGGCCGCGGAUCCAAGUCGAGUGAGCAGCAUGACAGCCAUUAACUCGGGUCCGGUCGGGGAAGUAGGUGGCGUGAGGCUGCCUUUGCAGUCACUGCAUGGAUACGGAUCAGUUUUCAUGUAUUCAGCCUCGACCAGUCCCGGGGGUGGAAAUGGUCAAGGGGGCGGAGGCGGAGGUGAAGUUACCCUCCGCCUCCGCGAACCUGAGGAUAUUCCAGAAGAGGUCCUCGCUCGUCUCGAGGAUACGGCCACUUUAUCCAUCUCCUUACAAGGCGAUGCUGUCCUUAGGCUAGGUGCGGCUAGUGCAGGAAGCGGAAAUUUAGAACUAUUCGAUAGCGAGAGUGGACCAGAUCUCACUUUGUCACCACAAACGUUCACAUCCACGGCAGAGGCCUUUAUCAAUGACAAUAGCGACAGUCUGGGCGUGCCGGGGGACAACGAUACGGGGAGUAGUGAAGAAUCUAGAACGGGAGCUGGAGAUCCCGGUAAAUUAGGUGUGAAAAAACCGAGACCAAAAGCUUCCUCGCCAAAUAGACAAGGUCCACAGCAGUGUCAGGUAUGCGGAAAAGUGUUCAACAACGCAUCGGCGCUCACAAAGCACAAGCUGACGCACAGUGACGAGCGGAAGUACGUCUGCACGAUGUGUGGCAAGGCGUUCAAGCGGCAGGACCACUUGAACGGUCACAUGCUCACGCACCGGAACAAAAAGCCCUAUGAGUGCAAGGCAGAAGGAUGCGGAAAGUCAUAUUGUGAUGCCAGGAGUUUGAGAAGACACACGGAAAAUCACCAUGCUGGAAGCAAAGUCAAUGAGAGUAUUAGUCCGAGCAGCCCUACAACUGGGCCACACACGCCUAAUACCCCAACAAGUAAUCCCAGCACUCCAAGUACACCUGGGGCUCCAACUAGUCAAAAUGGCCAUGGACAUACCGCACUUAAGCAGCUUCUGAAUGCUGAGCCCACCCCAUCACAGCAGCACAAGAGUGCCACUGCUCCUGGUGCAAGUAACGAUGGCCUCACAAAACAACAACUCGAGCUCAUUCAGCAGAUUAUGCAGCAGACUCAGCAGCAACAACAGCAACAACAAUCGCAACAACAACAGUCACCAACUCAACAACAACAUAACUCAAGUUCCACGAGUGGAAAUACGUCUAAUCAAAAAAUUAAUAAGUCUUCUGCUAAGUCUACUAAUUCACCAGGAACGGUGUCUUCAUCUGGAAGUGGCAGUCCAAGUCCCAAACCCAAGGUAUGGAACCAUCAGGUGAGUCGAAGGCCAAAAAAAUCAUCAGCUCAGAUAUCACAACAACAGCAGCAAGCGCAACAGCAGGUCCAGCAACAGCAACAGGCGAAUUCACCCGGAAGCGGAAAUGGGGGGAAAGGGAGUCCCUCCCCUGGGAACUCGUCGUCUCCCGGUGCCAUCACAGCAUCCAGCAAGUCGCAGACUGAACCAAAACCGGUUGAGUGCAAUCUGUGCCAUCGGAAAUUCAAAAACAUACCGGCGCUCAACGGUCACAUGAGACUGCAUGGUGGCUACUUCAAAAAGGAUUCCGAAAACAAGAAGAGUGAAAAGAAGGAAGUCGUUGGACCACCUCUUCAAACUGCUUCUGUUAGUGUAAGAGCACUGAUCGAGGAGAAAAUUAUUCAGAAAAGAAGUACAGCAUCAGACGCCAAUGCAGCUCAAACAAGGUCGAACGCUGCAGCAUUUAACAACCAAGAUAAUGGAACUUCUCAUGUUGGAAAAACAAAUUUUGCUGUGCCAGCUCCACCCCCUUUGGCAAGUGGAGAAAAGACAAGAAGACUUUCCGAUGGAGAUCAUUUUCGCCAACCGAAUGUGACGAUCACUGGACAUGCUUCAGUUCAGAAACAACUACAGGAAGCACAGACUCAAGCUCAGGCUCAAGCUCUUGCCGACUUGAUCUUGAAGGGAACCACAAAAAUGGCUGUGAAGAGAGCAACCUCAGAUCCAGGCCAGAGAGUUCAACUCUCAUAUCAAUCUUCCGUUCCAGCAACAAAUAACCAACCUCAAAAUCAAACUCAGAUCCAGCCAACCGUACCAGAAAGUUUCACGAUGACAACCGGUUAUUCCGAAGAUGGGGGUUACUUUAGCCCAAGUUUGCAGGACGAGGUAUUUCAACAGGUCACGUCUGUACCAGACAGUGUUUUACUCCACGCGACCCAGUUGGAUUCCAUUCAGUUUCAAACUGCGGGUCUUCUCCAGGAACAGACCUCAACUGAACAACUUCAGGACAUCGCCCUUGAGGAUCGCUUCUCAUCCCAACACACCGUUAACCCGGAUCUUCAGGCUCUAGUAAACUCUCCCCUUCCCGAUUCCCUUGCCGAAUUCAGCACCUACGGUGCCCAAUUCAACGAAAGUCCUCACACCUUACCAACUCAAUCCCCCUUACCAUCACCUCUCACGAGACACGAUAGUCCCAGCUUCACCUACCCAACUCCACCUGCGAGCCAGGAAGGUCUUUUAUCCGGAACUCUUCCUCUCCUGAGUCCCCAAGAAGAUCCAGAACCCGUUCGUCCUGUCUCCUCUCCUCUCUCUGCUGCUUUCUACACCACCACGAUGUCUUCCGCAGAAGCUGUAGAAGAAGCCCUAAGUGAAGUCCUUCCCGGAGAAUCGGACGCUGACGCCGAUCUGUAUGGUUCAGGAUCUCCAAACCCUCACUCUCCUCUCCCAAGUCCUCCACCAUCAUCCGUCUCUUCUCCAGGUCCGGGAAAUUUUUCCUCGAGCUUCCCUGUUUCCCCGCAUCACGCUCUCCAAAACCAGAUGAUGCCCAAUUCCGAAGAUCCUCUUUUAUCUUCAAGCCCGAAGGACUUUACAGGUCGGAGGAAAGUGGAAUUCCAAUCCUAUAAGCUUAUCACUAGUCAAAACCUCAUAGACUUUGGACUCGGAAAUGGAAGUCUAGCCGGCAUCGUUGUCGACAACAAUGGAGAAUUCAAACUGAUCCAGACUUCUGGAAUGCAAAAGGCAAACGUUUUUGUUCAAGCUGGAUCCUUGAGUCCAGCUCUUGCUUUCAGAAAGGAGAUCAGACUAGCUGCCCCGAAGAUUGAACCGAGUGGGAUGAAUAUGGGAAACUCUGGAAUGAAUGUUCAGAGUCAUCAAUUCCAGGGCCAGGUUCAUCAGCAGGUGAUCAACCCGGCAAAGUUUUUGAUUCAGUCAAAUCAGAAGAACUUGAGGCAUAAACCUGGGAGUCUUCCGAUUCCAGUGGAGCAGAUUAAGGAGGAACUUGAAGAGGAUAUUUUUCUCAGUCCAAGUAGUGUUUCUACCGGAAGUCCGGCAAGACAUUGCAGGAAGAGACCGAGGUUAGACGGACAGGGUGUGAGCAGCUCGCAUUCUUAUCCUUCGAGGUUGAGAAGAGCUUGUGAUCGACACUGGGACAGUAGUUACACUCCGCCACCGAUUUUGAAUCCUUCUAGGCCUGGACCAGGAUUGUAUGCGAGGCUGCAUCAGUAUGAGAGGGACUCGGAUUUUAGCUCGGAUGACUCCCAGGGAAAUGACGGACCUCCGCCAAGAAUUAAUAUUGGCACGAGGUACCAAGCGACGAUACCAGCGGUGGGAUGCGAAGGAGAUAAGGGAAGAGGCGUUCCAGAAGCUGAUCAUCUGCUUUGGGAUCCUGGUAUAAAUUCUGUCGUCACUGAUAAUGAAUUGGAAAUGUAUCUGCAAUUUGCAUGCUGUGCUUCUGUUCCUGGCGGCGGAAGAAAUAAAGAAUACGCCCUUCACCUUCUCCACAUGUGCAGAGGAAAUAUUCGCGAGGCGAUGUUAAAAUUGAUGAGGCCAACACCGUCGUUACCAGCGGAACAUCCUCUCCUUAGUUACGAGUGCCACGAAUCUGAUCGUUGGACGUCCCAUGAAAUGGACGCGUUUUACCAAGGCCUGCUGAAGCACAACAAAGACUUCUCCGGGAUUUCGACGGAAGUGGGGAGCAAGUCCACAAAACAAUGCGUGCAAUUUUACUACCUCUGGAAAAGACUCUGUCCCGAAGAGUACAAAAGGCUGCGGACACGCAAUGGAAAGCCAAAGAUAAAGUCCGAGAGCAAAGAUAAGGACUCCAAGGACACUAAGGAAUUACGCGAUGCCAUCGCUUCCGUCACGGAAAUGGACUUUAGCGAAGAAAAGUCUAUUCUCCAUCGAACUUUGUUACAGACAAAUGAAAGAGAAAGUUCAGCCACUCUGACAACAAGUGACGGCGAGCUAAGGUUAUUCGCCUACGAUUGUCCCGAUAGCUUUAGCGGAAGUGUAACAGUAAAGAUGCAGACCGGGGGAACCCAAACCGCCAAAAUCGGCAAAACUUGCCGCGCCACAGUCAACACCAACUCACAAACUCACACUAGUUCUGAGCAACAUCUACCCGUGCCCACCCUACUUCACUACCCCUGCAAGAUUUGCGGGAAAGUUUUCAACAAGGUGAAAAGCAGAAGUGCACACAUGAAGUCUCACCGGCCCAUGCCCUCUCCCGAUUCAACGGGUCAGGAAUCUAAGAGGCCAUCAGCUCAGCACCAGCAGAAUACACAAAACUUGCAGAGCCUGCAGCAGAAUCUGCCACAGAAUCUGCAUCAGAUCCACGGCAGUUCCUUGCCACAAGAUUUUAGUAGCUGCGAGAGCAGCGUUCCGAAUUCAACUCACUUAUGGCACAAUCCCAUGAGACUCAGGCCACCAUAGGCGGAGACUUCAGCCACAAUGGAACUUAAGUUACCUUCAAAACAGGCUCUAAUCAUAAGGUAGAGGCGUCCUCUGGACGAGAUUUUGUAAAUCGGGGUCGCCUUUCUACUCCUGGGUGGAUAAACCUUCCUCAGACUUGUGCCAAGCUACAAAAGUCAUCCACGAAAAAGACACGUACCUUGAAGAGAAAAAUGAAGGAAAUAAAGUAAAUAAAUAUAAAGCAAAAAUGAAAUGAUAAAUGAGAAUGUAAAAAGGUAGAAAUGGGAGAGCGCAGAAUUCGAGAAGACUCUGUUCAGCGCGAAAACAGGGUAUUCGAGGGAAAAGCGUUCUGAUCACGGGCAAAGAUAUAAUUCAAUGUCGAAAUUGUCGAAGCUUCGAGAUCAUUUUGAGGCUGAAAGGCCUAAAAAGGAACGACAAGAAGAGGGGAAUCAAGCUAUGAUUGUUCAAACGUAUUUCGUAUCAACCUAGCAUGUGAGAUGUGAAACGCUCUCAGACUGUGCCACAAGACAUUAUUACUCUGUUACCUGUUGCGUCUUUCUGGUACUUUGGACUUUAAUUUAUUCUUAUUCUUCUGUACUUCUUCCUUUCGAAAGCUGGCGAGCCCUUUUCGAAAAAACGAUACCAAUCAAAUUCGAGUCGAGUCUGGCCAAAAAUUCUCAUAUUGGGGGCACCAUUUUGGUUGAGAGCGGAGAACAGGUUUUUUUAUUUAAUUUUCGCGCCAAAGUCGACUGAAGAGUUUGGUGGUGAAAUCGGGAAGCUUAAAAUUACAAUAUUACCGUGAAUGAGAAUAUUACGGAGAAUAUAACCGAGAAAUAAAUUCUCUGAGAAUUUAUGAGAAAUUUAGAAUUUAUUUCAAUAAUUAGAAAAUUGCAUUUUUUUGUUAUUUUUGAACGAUUUUAUAAUGUUUGAAACACGUUUUAAGUAUAUAAUAGGCAUCAGGUCCAGUAUUGGAAACGGAAAACACUUUUCCAAAAAAGUAUUGCUAUUAAUCUUGCCAAAUUAAUCUGCAUGAAGGUUAUAGGUUAUGUCGGUGCUGAACCUGCUGAACAUGUAACAGUUUUUAGAAGUUACACACAAAAUAUUUUAUCAUGAAAUAUGUAUUUAAAUUCUUAUCUUUCUAAAAUAUGCACAGAACGUGCAAAACUUUUGAAACAUAUGAUUAAAAGAAAAAUAUUUAGCUAAAAUUUAUAAAUACAAUUUUUGAACGGAAAUCU